Astyanax mexicanus (Mexican tetra) is the source of this 2541-nucleotide messenger RNA. Its product is annotated as carboxyl-terminal PDZ ligand of neuronal nitric oxide synthase protein. The coding region runs from base 322 to 2130 and encodes 602 amino acids. Gene Ontology annotation, molecular function: nitric-oxide synthase binding. NCBI's taxonomy places the organism in Eukaryota, Metazoa, Chordata, Actinopteri, Characiformes, Acestrorhamphidae. The record is from RefSeq and is a predicted model, not a curated record. The transcript has 11 exons.
AGACGGGCUGUGAGGAGCUGAGAGUGGGUCCGGGAGGCGGAGAGCGGCGGGGUCAGGCUGUGGAGAGGUGUGGAGUAACCGGAGCGCUGUCCGGUACCGCAGUUUCAGUGUUAUAUUGGUAGUUAGUUAAUAACGGGGGUUCUGCGCUCCUUCACUUCAGCCCUGACCGAUAUGGGGGUCCGCGCGCAGCGACCGGCUCGGUUUCGCGCCCUUUUGGACGCGGCUGGUUAACGUUAAGCUCCGGACCGCGGAGGAGGAGUCGCUGUGUUUGUGUUUAUACUGUGUGUGUUUUACCGGAGGACACGGUGACCGGUCAGGAAGAUGCCCGGCAGGAACAGGUAUAACCUGGUGGAUGAUGUGGCGGACUCCCGGGUUCCGCUUCAUAACGACGAGGCUUUCCAGCACGGACUGCACUUCCAGGCGAAGUAUGUGGGCAGUCUGGAUGUCCCAAGACCCAACAGUCGUAUGGAGAUUGUUGCUGCCAUGAGGAGGAUCAGAUAUGAGUUCAAGGCAAAGAACAUAAAGAAGAAGAAGGUGAGCUUGGUGGUCUCAGUGGAUGGAGUUAAAGUCAUACUACGCAAAAAACAGAAAAGAAAAGAGUGGACAUGGGAUGAAAGCAAAAUGCUGGUGAUGCAUGACCCCAUAUACAGGAUCUUCUAUGUGUCGCAUGACUCUCAGGAUCUGAAGAUUUUUAGCUACAUCGCCAGAGACGGAUCCAGCAACACCUUCAGAUGCAACGUCUUCAAGUCUAAAAAGAAGAGCCAGGCUAUGCGUAUCGUAAGGACAGUGGGACAGGCCUUCGAGGUGUGCCAUAAGCUGAGUCUGCAGCACGCUGAGCAGAAUGGGGAUGGACAGCUAGACAGUGCUGCAGAUGGAGAGAGUGAUAAGUCUGUGGAUGAGGCCACAAAUGAAGAGCGGCAGCUGCCUGGAGCUGAACAGGAUGAGGUCAUAGAGGUGGGAACAGAGUCUCAGUCUGCCAAUGUGUGUGAACAAGCUAUGAACGAAAUCCUUAAGAGCCUAUCAGAUCUCAACGUGGUCAAACCAGGACAGACCCUGCAGGAUUUGGAGGGUGUGUCUCUCUACACUCUAUCUCCCAGCAGCCCCUGCUCUCCAUCUCUCACGCCACUGGCCACCCAUCACCACCUGCACUUACUACAGCAGCAGUUACUCCAGCAGCAGCAGCAAGCCCAAGUCGCAGUGGCUCAGGUGCAGCUCCUAAAGGACCAGAUGGCAGCAGAAACUGCUGCUAGGAUGGAGGCUCAGGCAAGGACCCACCAACUGCUGCUGCAGAAUCGAGACCUGCUGCAGCACAUAGCUCUGCUGGUCAAACACGUCAGUGAGCUGGAGUCCAGAGUUAAUGGCACUACACAGUAUGAGGAGUCACCAUGGAAAGGUGUUUCUUCCCGCUCUCUCUCCCUCAACCUGAAGAACCGCUACAUGCCCGGCUCAGGCCUGCCAAAGACCUCCACACCAGCUGGAGAUGCCCAAAACGGCCCUCCAGUCAGCCACACGAUGGACUGUGCUGAGUCCUACCUCAACCUUCUCAAACUGGGAGGACCCCCCACAGCCGUGGCCAACGGCAAGCCGGCGGACGCAGGAAGUGAGCAGGGAUCGGACGAUGCCAGGCAGAAUUCAUCUGCCCUGGACAAACGGUUUAAGCAAAUCAUCCCUAAACUGGAUCCUCCCCCUCCGCCACUCAACCGGAAGCGAUCGAACAGGACUUUCUCUCCAGGCUCGGAGACCAACGGCUCCUCCUUCCCCGACUUCACUUCCUGUACCGCCUCCCCAACCGACUUUUUCUCCUUCAGCAAUGGCGGAAGCGUCUCGUGUUCGGUCAGCGAGGACUCCGGCGUCCGCUCCGACAACAAGUCCCUCACGUCCCCGCAGCCCGGAGACGACCCGUUCGAGGACCGCAGCUCGGCCCUCCUGUCGACCUCCAGUACCUGCAGCAGUUUACCAGAGGACCGUCCCUUAGCCGGAACUCCGCCCCAUCUGACCACACCCCACAGCUACGAACACACGCUUCCGUUUUCCUCGCCCGUUAACGAGACCUGCCUCCACAUCAGCUUGAGUGAAGAUGAGCUGCUGGAGGACGGUAUUUGUAACGCCGCUACAGCUCUUGGGAGUUAGGAGCCAGGGCUCCAAAAAACUUUAAUAAAGCCCUUGGCUUUGCUGCGGCCUAGCUGCGGUUCACGAGUUCGGGAACUGCAGCACCAUAAAGAGAGAAACCGUCACACCGAAAAAGAAGGGAAUACCACUUUUCUGCUUCUCUGAAUAGAUGGAUUCAUUUUUACUAGAGGAGGUUCUGAAAUGUUGUUUGUAAUGGUGGAUUCUUACCAAAGAUACCCCAGAUUGAAACAGUAUAGCCUGAAUAUAUACUCUAAACAAUAACACAUUGCAGGUUUUGUUCAAAUAUAGUGGUCAAAUUGGACUACUAUUACUAAAAGAGCUUUUUUAUGUUUAACAAAUUACAAAAUCUUAUUUACUCUGAUUAUCAUGAUUUGGUUGUUCAAACCUAAUGUUGUCUUAUCUAGGGUUGGG